AUGUUGCUUCGAUACAUGGAAUUUCAACGUGUUUUUAUAGCGCAAGAAUCGAUUUGUGUUAGCUUUGGUGCUGGUAUUUCCAUUGCAUGUAUUGUGGACAUAGGAGCUCAAACGACCACCGUCACUUGUGUGGAAGACGGGAUGUGUAUUCCAGAUUCGAGGGUAUGUCUUCAUUACGGAGGUGACGAUAUAACAACUUUUUUCAUAAGACUUUUACGAAAGAAUAAAUUUCCAUAUGCCGAAAUGGACUUAAAUCGUGUAUACGACUGGAUGCUUGCGGAAGAAAUGAAGGAAAAAUUUUGUACGCUAGAUGAGGCAAAUCUGACAAUACAAUUAAAUGAGUUUUAUGUGAGGGCACCCAAUCAACCAACACUGAAGUAUCAAAUUAGAACGUACGAUGAUUCCAUAAUAGCACCCAUGAAAUUGAUGGAAUUCCCUCAAAGAUUCGCGUCACAUGUGGUAGAUGACAUAACCGAGGGGAUGAUGACAUCUACUGGGCCACCAACAGGACCUGUGGUACAAAAACCAAAGUUGUCCGUUACUACUCAAGUGUCACAAGCCAAACCAUCCUUUCCAUCGCCCUCUCCUCAACAACGUGAUAGUCCUGGUCCGACGACACCUCUCAGACUUGACAAUACGGCGGCGUCAAAUAAUAGAUCUUCCCCUCCAUCUGCUGCUUCAUCGUCAUUGGCACGUAUUCACAAUGCUUUCCUCGUAGACCCGUUAUCGUCCCUUCCGCUUGACGACGCCAUAAUUCAGAGUGUCAAUUCAGCGGCCACCGAAGAGAGAGCAAAAAAGUUUUAUGCGAGUAUACUUGUGGUUGGUGGUGGUGGGCUUAUUCCGGGAAUUCACAAGAUGUUGGAGGAUCGAUUAUCUCAACGGCCCAUACAGGUCGCGGAUAAAUUUGAAGUGCUCGGUUCCCCUCGUGACCUAGAUCCGAGAUUGUUGGCUUGGAAGGGGGGAUCUGUGAUGAGUAAAUUGGAAAUCCUAAACGAAUUGUGGAUAAAUUCUAACGAGUGGGAAGAAUUGGGGGUGAGAUGUCUAAGGGAAAAAGCUCUAUUUGUUUGGUAG
Messenger RNA from Acaulospora morrowiae, 1071 nucleotides. Lineage: Eukaryota; Fungi; Glomeromycota; Glomeromycetes; Diversisporales; Acaulosporaceae. The record is from the annotation of a GenBank genome assembly.